AUGGGCUCCGAUGAUGGCAUGAAAUCUUUGAGACCUGACAUUCUUGUGAUGACAAACAUAAGCAUAUUUCCUGAGGACCCAAUUGAGUUUUUAACCAUUGGUCUGCUGAAUGUGAACGUUCCCAAGACCAAGAAGACCUACUGCAAGAACAAGGAGUGCAGGAAGCACACCCUUCACAAGGUCACUCAGUACAAGAAGGGUAAGGACAGCCUGUCUGCCCAGGGAAAGCGCCGUUAUGACCGUAAGCAGUCAGGAUAUGGUGGUCAGACCAAGCCUGUUUUCCACAAGAAGGCAAAAACCACCAAGAAGAUUGUGCUGAAGCUGCAAUGCCAAAGCUGCAAGCAUUACUCCCAGCACCCCAUCAAGAGGUGCAAGCAUUUUGAAAUUGGUGGAGACAAGAAGGGCAAGGGAACGUCUCUUUUCUAAACUACCUACUGGAUACUGAAGUUGUGGGUCUACUGUGCUUCAUACUUCAAUGUUAUUAGGAGCUUAAUUUAAGCAGACCAUAUCAUGUAUUCAAGUACUCUAGCAAGGAUUGGCUUUCUGCUGAAUCAAGUUUUGUUGCUUAAUGCUCAUUGAAUCCAAUGUGAUGCAUGUGUUUAUGUUGCACUGCAAUUUUGUC
Oryza sativa Japonica Group (Japanese rice) is the source of this 622-nucleotide messenger RNA. The record is from RefSeq and is a predicted model, not a curated record. Lineage: Eukaryota; Viridiplantae; Streptophyta; Magnoliopsida; Poales; Poaceae.